AUGACAUCUUCAAAUCACAACAAAGUUACUAUUAUUGGUUCUGGUCCAGCUGCCCAUACUGCAGCCAUUUAUUUGGCUCGUGCUGAAAUAAAACCUACUCUUUACGAAGGUAUGUUUGCCAAUGGGAUUGCUGCUGGUGGUCAAUUGACUACUACCACUGAGAUCGAAAAUUUCCCAGGGUUUCCUGAUGGAUUAACUGGUUCUGAAUUAAUGGAAAGAAUGAAAUUACAAUCUUUAAAAUUUGGUACCAAUAUCAUCACUGAAACUGUUUCCAAGAUUGAUCUAUCUUCCAAGCCAUUUAAGUUCUGGACUGAAUUUAAUGAAGAUGCCACACCUUUUACUACUGAUGCCAUCAUUUUAGCUACUGGUGCUUCUGCCAAGAGAAUGAAUUUACCAGGUGAAACUACUUACUGGCAAAAGGGUAUUUCUGCAUGUGCCGUUUGUGAUGGUGCUGUACCAAUCUUUAGAAACAAGCCAUUAGCUGUCAUUGGUGGUGGUGAUUCUGCUUGUGAGGAAGCUUCUUUCUUAACCAAGUAUGGUUCUAAAGUUUUUAUGCUUGUUAGAAAAGAUCAUUUACGUGCUUCCAAGAUCAUGCAAGAACGUGUCAUGGAAAACCCAAAGAUUGAAAUUCUAUUCAAUACAGUUGCUUUAGAAUGUCAAGGUGAUGAAAAAUUAUUAACCAAUUUGAAGAUAAAAAAUAACGUUACAAAUAAGGAAUCUGAUUUGCCUGUAAAUGGUCUCUUCUACGCUAUUGGUCACGACCCUGCCACUGAAACUGUCAGGGGCCAAGUAGAUACUGAUGAUAAUGGUUACAUUAAGACUGUUCCAGGCACUUCUUUAACCUCUGUACCAGGUUUCUUCGCUGCUGGUGAUGUUCAAGAUUCAAGAUAUAGGCAAGCCAUCACAAGUGCCGGAUCUGGUUGUAUGGCUGGUUUGGAUGCUGAAAGAUAUUUGUCUGAAUUGUAA
Molecule: messenger RNA, 966 nt
Organism: Henningerozyma blattae CBS 6284
Lineage: Eukaryota; Fungi; Ascomycota; Saccharomycetes; Saccharomycetales; Saccharomycetaceae
Gene: TRR1
Product: thioredoxin-disulfide reductase TRR1
Exons: 1
Coding region: 1-966 (321 amino acids)
Biological process (GO): removal of superoxide radicals
Cellular component (GO): cytoplasm
Molecular function (GO): thioredoxin-disulfide reductase (NADPH) activity
Source: RefSeq, a predicted model, not a curated record